AAACAUUCCCACAGCCGCAUCGAGUACAUGAUCAAGGCAAAAAGUCAGUUUAAACGUCGAUCAACUGCCAACAAUGUGGAGAUUCACAUCCCAGUCCCAAAUGAUGCCGAUUCGCCAAAGUUCAAAACCACUGUUGGAAGUGUCAAAUGGGUUCCAGAGAACAGUGAAAUUGUCUGGUCCAUUAAAUCUUUUCCAGGUGGAAAAGAAUACCUGAUGAGAGCUCACUUUGGACUUCCAAGUGUUGAAGCUGAAGACAAGGAAGGAAAACCUCCCAUUAGUGUGAAGUUUGAGAUUCCAUAUUUCACCACUUCAGGAAUCCAGGUUCGUUACCUGAAGAUAAUUGAGAAGAGUGGCUACCAGGCCCUGCCCUGGGUGCGCUACAUCACCCAGAACGGAGACUAUCAGCUCCGAACACAAUAAAACACCUCACAGGCACCACAGACAACAAAACUUCCAGCCUGGAAUUUGUUUGCAGAAGCUUCUGUGGUCCUGAGAGCUGUGAAUGUUGUUGCCAAGGGUCUCAUUUCCUCCACCUUGGAUUGGCAGGAGAAAGAUUGGAAAUUUCUCAUUUUCAAUAAUGUGUUUGAGCUUUUGACCCAUUAGUAUUGAUUGUGUGAAUAUUUAUUUCAUUCUUAGAACAUGCUGAUCUUGCUGCUAAAUGGCUAAUUAAGUUAAGAGUAGCAGUUCCCCUGAGGAGCCAGGAAUGCAGAAUGAACCUUGGGAAUGUUUUGUCGAUGCCUUGUCUGUUACAGUCACAGAGUUUCCAGUGUUUGUGCUUUAGGAUCUCUUGAAGACAUUGGCAGCAUUUGUGCUACAAAUUAGGGAGAUGAUUGUGCAAUUCAAGGACUGCUGAACACUUAGUUGUAUUUA
Acanthisitta chloris (rifleman) is the source of this 870-nucleotide messenger RNA. RefSeq names its product AP-1 complex subunit mu-1-like. Gene Ontology annotation, biological process: intracellular protein transport; vesicle-mediated transport. The record is from RefSeq and is a predicted model, not a curated record. The transcript has 5 exons. NCBI's taxonomy places the organism in Eukaryota, Metazoa, Chordata, Aves, Passeriformes, Acanthisittidae. Gene Ontology annotation, cellular component: clathrin adaptor complex; clathrin-coated vesicle. Bases 28 to 420 code for a protein of 130 amino acids. Gene Ontology annotation, molecular function: clathrin-cargo adaptor activity.